CAGAGGCCCCAUGGUUUCUCUCCGUCGUUCGUCGCCUUCACGUUUCUUUUUCUACUUUUUAGGUUUCGGUUUGACUUUGCCUUGUGCUGCCCGUUCAGAUCAACUUCUGCGUAGUCGGCAUGAAACUGGAAAUGUGUUUCGCUUCCUGUUCAGACUCGUAAAAUCCGUGAUUUCACAAUCGAUAUAUCUUCAGCAUUUAAGCCAUUCAGGAGACACACAUUGUUUUUUAUACGAUAAGUGAAAAUGUCAGACAAGAGCGUUUUCUGGUUAGUACUCGUCCUCUAACUGAACUGACAGCGCAGAAGAAGCCAUUCGCGCCGGCGGAAUCCCCAAGGAGGACACCGGAGACGCUGGCCAGGGUCCGUGUUUCUGCAUUGUAGAGAAAAAUGGAAAGAGCAAGAGUGUCGUAAAGUGAGAUCUUUGUUUGCUGGCUAAUAUACCCUCGCCGGCCACUUUAUUAGAACGGACCUUCAGAAGACAUGCCUCUACACUUCUGGCUGCUCCUCCUUCUGUCUCAUCAAGUUCUCUGGACCAAAGUCAAGUCGUCCUCCUACAUGCAUGAAAGCUCCUAUGAUGACGAUUAUAAGGGGUGCCAGCUAGAAAGAAAGAAAGAAGUCAAAGAGAGCUUCCUGACCUAUGAACUUAACAACAACACAGCCUUCAGAUGUGCCUGGAAUAAAGCAGAGGAAUACUGGAAAAGCAAGACAUUCCCUUCUGGUGUGGACAAGGAGGUACUCCUGGCUAUCACGGCCUACACAAGUAAUUCAUGCUACGCUAAGUUUAAUGAAGCUGUGGAAUCUGGCGUGUUUACAGUGAUGAACGGCCAUUACAGGUCCUUGCAUUUUCUGCUCACCAUGGCCAUGGAAAACUUCAAAGUUAACGCAUGUGUUACAUCUUAUAGAGGAGUAAUGGUAGAAAUUAGGCCAAAGAUAGGAGAGGCCUUUCGCUUUGGAAGAUUUGCGUCAUCUUCCAGGAGUCGUGCUGCCACUGAGGUAUUUGGAAAAAAAACAGUAUUCAUCAUCACCACGUGUUACGGGAUGGACAUUGCCCGAUAUUCUCUUUUCCCAUUGGAAAAUGAGGUGCUGAUUCACCCCUACGAAGAGUUUGAAGUGACAGCAGUCAAUAACAGUGAAGUCACACUGCUCUCCAGGAAGACCACCGUCAACUACAGAUGUGCUCCUCUGAGCGGUUCACCCAGGAUUGGCAUCACCACGCUGGAAGUGGGCCUGUGCACUUCUUUCAUUGUAGCUUUUCAGAUAUUCUUCAGUCCUUCUAUAUUGUAAUAAAGUUUAUACCAUUUUCUUAUGA
Polypterus senegalus (gray bichir) is the source of this 1308-nucleotide messenger RNA. Its product is annotated as ecto-ADP-ribosyltransferase 5-like. Gene Ontology annotation, molecular function: NAD+-protein-arginine ADP-ribosyltransferase activity; NAD+ poly-ADP-ribosyltransferase activity. The record is from RefSeq and is a predicted model, not a curated record. Lineage: Eukaryota; Metazoa; Chordata; Cladistia; Polypteriformes; Polypteridae. Bases 480 to 1283 code for a protein of 267 amino acids. The transcript is spliced from 5 exons.